Triplophysa rosa is the source of this 2145-nucleotide messenger RNA. RefSeq lists its product as uncharacterized. Lineage: Eukaryota; Metazoa; Chordata; Actinopteri; Cypriniformes; Nemacheilidae. Bases 78 to 2033 code for a protein of 651 amino acids. Gene Ontology annotation, molecular function: nucleic acid binding; zinc ion binding. The transcript has a single exon. The record is from RefSeq and is a predicted model, not a curated record.
AAAGACAGAAAGAAAUAGACAAAUGCUGGGUAGGAUUAUGUGAUGAUUUUGGAUGGGAAAAUGCAGAAGAAGUGAGAAUGCCUAUAGCACCGAAAGUUAGAGAAAUGGAAAAGAAAGCACAUAGUAAGUUACGGAGACAUGUUGAAGAGAAAGAUAAGGUUAAGUGGUAUAAUACAGGGAAACAUAAUAGCGAGGAAGAAAAUCUAAAAAAGACAUUAAGGAUGUGGACCAGAGUGGCUUUAACGACUACAGCACUCAGCUCGCAGAAAGUACAGAGUGGAGAGAGAAAAGAGGAAGUGAACAGCUCAAGAGUCAGAAAGAUACAGGAAGAGAAAGCAGGAAGCAUUCAGACUAACCCUACAGCUCCUCCCCUUCAGAAACACAUACCUUCAAUAUAUCCUUCAUUAAGCCAUCCUCCGCCAUAUGAGCCGUCCCACCAGCAGAUGGUGGUAGAGAUAAACAGUGGAGAAGUACAUGUAGACCUAACAGGAGUUACAAACCAGAUACAGGCUUUGGAACAGAAAUUUGACUACCUGGUUCAGGCAGUAAGGAAGGAUGUGGAUGACACAUUGCAUAAAGCCAGAGCAGCCAUAGAGGUGGUGGAAAACACCAGGAAUAGUCAGAAGGCGAACUCGACUGAUGAGAGUGAGGAAGCAGAUGAUGAGAGUGAGGACGAGGAUAAGAGUAAGGAACCAUUACGCACACAGCAACCAAAACAUACAUCAACACCCCGCUGUCUUAACGAACAGGAAGAAUCACUUAAGGUGCAAAUUACAGGGGACAUGAUUGUCUAUGGACCAAUAGCAACUAGAUUGAGAAGCAAAUCGGGUCCAUGGGAAAGGGAGUUUGUUUUAUAUGGUCCAGGUAAUCAAAUAAUGGCACCUCAGAUACAGGCACCAUUGAUGCAGAGACCAGGUGGGAAUCUUCAGUACCAGCCCUGGUCACAUAGUGAUAUGACAGCUAUAGUGAGUAAAUUGCCACCCAUUACUUCUGGAGGCAGCAGAUGGCUGAGUAAAUUAACUGUACUCUGUCAUGGCAUUGAUUUGGCUUUGGGUGACUUGAGAUGCCUGUUGGGACAAAUACUGACAGCCUCACAUUUGCAGAAUUUGGAGGUUGAUUCUCGCACUACUUUGGAUGCAAAUGAGACACCAUUUGCAAGGGUAAGCACAGAAAUUGGCAUAACACUUAGACGGUUAUAUCCUGUACCACCAACGGUAUACCAAAAUGUAAAAUUCCGCAUUAAGCCAGGUGAGACUGGAGCGGCCUAUUAUUUCCGUUGUGCUGCUGAGUGGGAACAAAUGGUGGAGGAAAACAGUUUAAAUAACCCGGUGACACGAGACAUAUUUAGAGCAGCAGUAAUGACAGGAGCUCCGAAUGGAGUAAAACAAACAAUGGAGAAUAACCCAGAUAUCCCAGUGGCAAGUAACGAGGUAUGGGAAAGACAUUUAGUGCACCACACAGACAGAGCAGUUGAAAGAACCAAUAAAGAAGAAGAGGAACUAGAAAAAGUUAAAACCCAAUUGUUGAAGUUACAAUUAGAAAAAGCCAAAAGUGAGGGCUCAACCAAAAAGGCCAAGCAAAUGCCACAACAUACUCCCAAUGCACCCCAACCCAUAGACCCAUAUCAAGGACCCCCUUACAGUGGUUUUCCUUAUGGAGGACCGACGCACCACCAUCCAUAUAGCAACUCACAUUAUGCCCAAGGAUCAAACCGUAGGCAGAGGCCCACCUGGAGAGGCAAUGGACGAGGUAGGCCGGAAAGAGGGAGGGGAGGGUUUGAGAGGGAGCAGUGUUUUGAGUGUGGUGAAUAUGGACACUGGGUGAGAAAUUGCCCACAGAAACCGGCACACAGUCAGGGCCAAAAUAACGGUCCACCUGCGGGGGGAUGGGGUCCCCGAAGAGGUGGCACCGGUGGUCUUGGCUGGGGACCACAAACCCCAUACAACCCGGGGCAACGCCUCUCGUCACCCUCCAACCUACAGGUGCCUGUGCACCCAACAUGGGGCCCGGAGGGUGGGGCGGAGGAAUGUUGAAGGGGCCCACAGAGAACCACCAUGAGAGGAUUGGCUGAACCUCUCAUGGAAAUAGUGGUAAACCAACAACCACUAAAAGCUCUGGUAGAUACCGGGGCCACAUACUCCACUG